Molecule: messenger RNA, 927 nt
Organism: Fusarium musae
Lineage: Eukaryota; Fungi; Ascomycota; Sordariomycetes; Hypocreales; Nectriaceae
Exons: 3
Coding region: 1-927 (308 amino acids)
Biological process (GO): phosphatidylinositol biosynthetic process
Cellular component (GO): membrane; Golgi apparatus
Molecular function (GO): CDP-diacylglycerol-inositol 3-phosphatidyltransferase activity
Source: RefSeq, a predicted model, not a curated record
AUGAGCCCACAAACUCGACGACAGGCCGCAAAGGCCCAAACCCCUUCUGAUUUGGAGCCUGAAGCUAGAUCCAACGACAACGGGUCUGCCAACGGCGUCGCGGAUGCUUCGGACGAUGCCCCUCGCGAGAACAUCUUCCUUUUCAUCCCCAACAUUAUUGGCUACGCGCGCAUCGUCCUUGCUAUCGCGUCACUGUACUACAUGCCCCUCCAUCCUCGUACUUGCUCGUUCCUCUACAGCGUCUCAUGUCUCCUCGAUGCCCUCGAUGGCUACGCCGCGCGUAUCUACGAACAGUCCACUCGCUUCGGCGCUGUUCUAGACAUGGUCACAGAUCGCUGUACUACAGCCUGUCUUAUUGUCUUCCUCUCUUCUGCUUUCCCUCGAUGGGCCAUUGUUUUCCAGGGCUUGAUUGCUCUUGACCUUGCCAGCCACUACAUGCAUAUGUAUGCUACUCUUGUUGUCUCAGGCACCAACGCCAGCCACAAGAGCAUUGAUGAGAGCAAGAACUGGCUAUUGCGCCUCUACUACACCAAUAAGAAUGUCCUGUUCGCCCUCUGCGCUCUCAACGAGCUCUUCUUCAUCGCCCUCUACCUCCUCUGCUUCUCAUCUCCUCUUGUCUCGCCCUAUCUCAUCAAGCCAAUCCAGACUGUCGGUGCCGAGCUUCAGGCUGGUGCUCAAGUCAACACUUCGAUCCUCGCCCAAAUCUUCCCCGACCCCUUCAGCCCUGCUGCCCUCGAGCUUGCGCGUGCGAACAAGAUGGAUUCUACAGUACCUUGGAUAAUUGCCGGGGUUAGCUUUCCAUUUAUGUUCCUCAAGCAGUUCAUCAACUGCGUUCAGCUUUACAACGCCAGCUUGGGCCUCGCCGAGAUCGAUCUCAAGACUCGCCGAGAGCAAGGUCUCCCCCGCCCCAAGCCCAAGACAGCUUAA